AGAGAGAGAGAGAGAGAGAAAUAGAGACUGCUAGAAAAAGGUACCAGUGUGUAACGAGAUGCUGAACAUUGGAGGGACGCUGACUGGACACCUGCUGCAGGAGAACUGAAAGAUGCUUUAAAACCAAGCUGACUAAAGAAAACGAAGAGAAAUCCGUUCAACUUGUAGGCAGAAGAGUGAAUAUAAAGAUAAAGGAGCUUUAAGAGGAGCUUUGCAGAAGGAGCGGUAAAGUGUCGGAUGAGGUACUGUAUGAGGUCCGAAUCUGAGGGAAAAGUGUAAAAGACAUCAAUUUUGAAAAAAAGGGAAAUAGGUUGAGAAGAAGUCAUUUAAAAAAAUGUAUUUAUAUAUUUUCUGCAAUUCUCUAAAAAGUGUGUACUUUUCAUGAUUAUGGCAUGGAGCAGUGACCAAUUCAUAAUAAUUAGGACAGAUACAUGGAUGACUGAAAUGGUAAAAAAAAAACAUCAGUGAGCAUCAUCGGAGAACAAACUGAAUCAACCGGUGACUCGGAUGAAGUGCGCUUAUCCAUCUAUCCGGACACCUCGAAGGAAGGAUCAUCCUUUUAAAAGCCUUUGUCUUUUACAAUAUCCAUCUUUCCGUUUUUAUUCUCCGUAAUUUUUCUUCACUGAAUCGUUUUUGAGAUGGAGUGAUUUCCAGACGGUGGACAACAGUCAUGCCUAUAAUGAAGGGGCUCCUGGCCCCCCAGAACACUUUCCUGGACACCAUCGCCAAGCACUUUGACGGCACUCACAGCAACUUCCUGCUGGGGAACGCACAGGGCUGUCGUGGUUAUCCUAUCGUUUACUGUUCCGACGGCUUCUGCGAAUUGACCGGCUUCGCACGGACCGAGGUCAUGAAGAAGACGUGUACGUGCCGCUUUCUUCGCGGAGAAGAAACGAGCGAGAGAGUGACUCAGCAAGUGCAGAAGACUCUGGAAGGACAGAGAGAAUACCAGGCUGAAGUCCGCUACUACAGAAAGAACGGAACUCCGUUCUGGUGCCUGCUGGACAUCGUGCCUAUAAAGAAUGAGAAAGGAGAAGUGGUGCUGUUCCUGUUCUCCUUCAAAGACAUAACCGACUCGUACGGAAAGACGCACCACAGCUCCAAGAUACAGGAAGACGGCAGUCAGAACAGGAAGUCCAGCCGCUCUCAUCUCAGUGGCGCGCGUGAGAGGGGGCGGAGUGUCCUGUACCACCUGACCAGUCAAUUCACCAACAGAAACAAAGCGAAACUGGCAAAUAAUGUUUUCCCGAAGCCAACUCUUCCCGAAUACAAGGUAGCGUCGGUCCAGAAAUCCCGCUUCAUCCUGCUCCAUUACAGCGUCUGCAAAGCAUUGUGGGACUGGUUAAUCCUCCUAGCGACUUUCUACGUGGCCGUCACCGUCCCGUACAACGUGUGCUUCUCCGCCCCCGACGACAGUAACCAGGACGACCCGGAGUGUGACUCCUCCUACCGAAGCACUAUUGUCAGCGACAUAGCGGUGGAGAUGCUCUUCAUCCUCGAUAUCGUCCUGAAUUUCCGCACUACAUACGUGGGGCCGGCCGGUCAGGUGGUGUACGACGCUCGCUCCAUCUGUAUACAUUAUUCUGCCACCUGGUUCAUCCUGGACCUCAUCGCUGCCCUGCCCUUUGACCUGCUCUACGUUUUCAACAUUUCAGUGACUUCUUUAGUUCACCUGCUGAAGACGGUGCGUCUGUUACGUCUGCUGCGUCUGCUGCAGAAGGUGGACCGUUACUCGCAGUACAGCGCCGUGGUGCUCACGCUCCUCAUGUCCGUCUUCGCUCUGCUCGCGCACUGGCUCGCGUGCGUCUGGUACGUCAUCGGACGCAAAGAGCUCGCAAGCAACGACCCUGUCACCUGGGACAUCGGCUGGCUGCAGGAGCUGGGGAAGCGCUUGGAGACUCCUUACACAAACGGCACAGUUGGCGGGCCUUCCAUGCGCAGCGCCUACAUCGCCUCGCUCUACUUCACCCUUAGCAGUCUGACCAGCGUGGGUUUCGGUAACGUCUGUGCCAACACCGACGCUGAGAAAAUCUUCUCCAUCUGCACCAUGCUCAUCGGAGCUCUGAUGCACGCCGUGGUGUUUGGCAACGUGACAGCCAUCAUUCAGCGCAUGUACUCACGCCGCUCUCUCUACCACACACGCAUGAAGGAUCUGAAGGACUUUAUCCGUGUGCAUCGCCUGCCUCAGCAGCUAAAGCAGCGCAUGCUGGAGUACUUCCAAACCACUUGGUCGGUUACCAACGGGAUCAAUGCUAACGAGCUGCUGCACGACUUCCCAGAUGAGUUACGUGCCGACAUCGCCAUGCACCUCAACAAGGACAUCCUGCAACUGCCCCUCUUCUCCUCCGCCAGUAGAGGGUGCCUGCGCUCGCUCUCUCUGCAUAUCAAGACUUCUUUCUGUGCUCCCGGGGAAUAUCUCAUCCGGCACGGAGACGCCCUGCACGCUCAGCACUUUGUUUGCUCCGGAUCCCUAGAAGUCCUUAAGGACGGGAUGGUGCUUGCUAUAUUGGGUAAAGGAGAUCUAAUUGGAGCAGACCUGCCUGGGCGGGAUCAGGUGAUAAAGGCCAAUGCGGAUGUGAAGGCUCUGACCUACUGUGACCUGCAGUACAUCAGUAUCAGGGCGCUGCGCGAGGUCCUGGAGCUCUAUCCUGAAUACGGCAAUCGCUUCAAUGAGGACAUUCAUCACAACCUCACGUACAACCUCAGAGAGGGUCAGACUCGAUUUCCUCGCUCUCCAAGAAUCUCACAGGGUCGUUCUGAUUCCCUCCUUACUCCUGAGCCAAAGUUGCCAUUUAUUGUGGAGGCCGAGGAUGAGGAAGAGGAAGUAGGCAGGCAGCCUUUGCUCUCCAGCGUGGAAGGAAACUCAAACCAUUCCGCCCUGAGCGCCAUGUUGGGGGAAGAGCUACGCCAUUUCGGCAUGCUCCGCCUUUGCCGCUCUCCAACACAAGGCUACAGAGGACAGAGCCCCACUCCCAACACACCAGCCAGCGAGGAGUUUUGCCCCCCAGUGAUAGACACUGGCCCCAUCAACCGCCCAGCCAAGCUGCUCAUCCCCUCACUUACCUGUGUUAGUCCACUAGAUCUGAGCCCCAGGGUUGUGGAUGGUAUUGAGGACAAUGAACCGGUGUUUCACUUCAACGUGGAGCCCAGCGAGGUCACUUCUAAUCGGAGGGCCAAAGAUCCCUUUCAGGUCAAUGCAAACCUUUUACUUGAGACAGAAGAAGUUAGACAAAGCAUCUCCAAGCUCAACAUGGAGAUGAACCGCUUGAACCAGGAAGUGUCCAAUCUGGCCAAAGGUCUACAUGAGAUGAUGCACUUCCUGCAUACCCACGUGACCAUGUCACACUUUCCUUCCCCGCACCCAUCACACUCAACAUAUAGCCUCCACACACAAACCAGCAACACCAGCCUGACACCAUCUCCCUCUGACUGGCCGCCUCGGAUGUCUUUCAACAUGGCGCAAGCUUCCAGCUGUGGCUGCGGAAGAGUCGCUGUUCUGGGACAGGAAGUGGAACGGGAGCAUCUCCAUCCACCUCCUAGUCCUCCACACAGCACCUGCCCUCACUCUCUGUGCUGCCCCGAACAGGAAAGACUCUCAGCUUUAGGAGUGGAGAGCCAGCCGAGUUUGUACCAAGCAUCCAGGACAACAGCAAAUUCACAAUACAUGGGCCACUCCGCUAACCGUGCGAUGCCCUGUCUUCUCAGCCUGGCUCCGAGCUUCCCUUCGGUCUCAGGACCUAGCAGGAUGGCACCUCAAACAAACUCUCCAAGCAAAGCUCUGUGUUCGCAUAGCAGCCUUAGUCAGGUGCAUUCCUCUCUAAGCCUGCAGACCACCCCUGACCUCACGUGUCAACGUUCCACACCCAUCCACAUCUCUCUUACCCCAACUGGCCAAUCACAGCCCUUUACAGCCAUCAGUCCACUUACACACGCCGGGAUUUGUAGCCCGAGCUCAUUACACUUACCUACAGGGCCAAGACAGAAUGACCUAGUCGGGUCGAGUCCUGUUCACCUGCACGACCCCACCCCGACCCCCGAUGCGGACAUGACCGAUACAGAGAACUUGGGUCCAGCAGGCGUCUGAAUCCAAAAUUUAGACUACAGUCUUUUCUUUUCAUCAUAGAGAAAUGCACUGCACUGCAUGCCAGAAAGCAGCUGUGUUGCAAAAAGUUUGCAGGCUGCUCAGAAAAUGUGUUUUGUUUUGUUUCUGCUUUGCUUUGACACUAUUACCUCAUAAUCUCCAUCGCAGCUAGUUUCACCAAAGAACAAGUGCUGCUUGGCAUUUCAGACUAAACGAGACACGAAUGCUUAAAUGGCGACACGUAUACGGUACAAACUCUUCAAAUGGAAUUAGAUACUGUCUGCUCCCAAGUGCAGGAUGUCCAGACGACAGAUUAUGAGAGAUUUGUAUGCAAAACAAACCAAAAACUCAUUUAACGUUACUUGAAAACUCUUUAAUCCACGCCUCUUGAAGGCUCCUUGAAGUCACCUAGGUAGUCAGUUCCAGUAUUUCCCAAAAGUAUGACCCAUCUUUGUCAUCAACAUUUUGAGAAAUUCUCAAUUUAGUAUUAAGAAACAAUCACAACAACAAUGUAUAUAGCAAAUAUGGUGGAAUGUCCCAGAUCUCUCUCAAAAAAAAAGGACAAUGAGAUAAGGAUAACCCUGGGAGUCCUGAUCUUAUAUCAGCCCCUCCUCGUCUCUCGUCAGUCGACGGACGGCAGUAUCUGAUAUGGCUUUAGAGUAAAGGGAGAGGAAUAGUGUAUCUUCCUCCGAAGGGGCUGAAAUAUAAUCUGCUCCUUAUGUACGACACAGGACGGGAAAGAUAAAGCAGUUUCUAGAAGCAUAAGCUCUCAUUCGCCGAUUGUGAAUAACUCUUAACCUGGAUUAGCCUCUACUCGUGUCAUUAACAGCGAAGUUUUAAACACUAAAAAGUAGGCUACUUUCGCUAAAAAUAGGCUGACAUUCAAGAGCACUUUGCAAAUAGAACACUAAGGUCAUCCAAGCAGGGACAACCAUUGUGGGGCAAGAUUUACUUACAUGAAUUACCAACACAGCUCUGUCCAUUCGAGUAAAUAAUAAUUGUUAUACAAUGUCAACAUUAUGUUGGAUAAUGUGGUUAUUAAAUAUUUAAAAAGCACUGAAAUUACACUUGGAGUGGUUCACUGAAGCAGCAAGCAGUUCGAUCCCGGGCUUGAACUGAGCAUGUUCUGUGUUUCUACAUGACUUUGAUUCAGCUUCUCCGCUUUCCUCUCACCUUCCAGAAAUAUGUCGGUUAAUGGAUUGGCUACUCGAUGUGUCCCAUUAAGGAAAUAUUCCCAUUUCAUGGCCAUUUUUUUUCCAGGAUAAGCUCCAGAGACAUUACAACCCUGAUAAGAAUAAAGUGUUAAGUAAGGAUGAGAUAUUAAAUCUGGAUCUUGAAUUGUUUUGCACAUACGAACAAAGCAGAUCCAUUUUCUACACUAGUCAGGAAAUGAGGGGGAUAUAAAAAAAAAGAGAUAUAGAAUGCUUGUUAGAUAAAUACACAAGUUUCUAACUAGAUCUCUAUCUAUCCGUACAUAGUGCUUAUCUACACAGGGAACAGAGAAUCUGAAGUCUUUGCACUAAGGGAGGAAACCGGAGAACCCCGAGGAAACCCCUGACACAUUACAUUUACGGUAUUUAGCAGAUUUUAUUUCAAAUUAUACAACUGAGGGUUAAGGGCCUUGCUCAGGGGCCAAGUAGGGGUAGUCUGGUGGACCUGGGAUUUGAACUAAUGACCUUCUGAUCAGUAAUCCAACGCCUUAACCACUAGGCUACCACAUCCCCACAUUACAUAAACUCCAAGCUCACAGGUGGGAAUCAAACCUAGAACCCUGGGUGUGCUUUUCUUUGCUUAUCUGAAAUAGUACAAGUGAGUGCGAUGCAUUUUGAGCAGGUAACACGUCAGAUUCCGAACUGACAUCGUUGUGCGAACGAGAUCGCGGUAGGAGCUGCUCGUGGGUCAGAUUUCUGAAUAUCUUCUGGAACGCAUGCUACUUUUUCUACCAUGUAUUGUACGUAUAUGCUGCUUGAGUUCGUUUGUAAAGCCUGAAGUAAAUGUACUGUAGAGAAACCGAUUCAGGCACAAGGAAUGCUGCGCUAAUUCAGUUUUCACGCUGCAUGAUCCUACUUGGAGAUGUUUCCUUCUGUGUUAUGUUCUUUCACCGCUUUUUGUUCUUCAGACCACAGCAUGGUGGCAGAAAGGAAUAUUCAUAAGACUCACUGCUAUAAGCUUUGAGUAGCUUGUCGUUUGGGUUCCCGUUUAUUUUGUUACGUUUCAGUUUGGUUUUGUUUACAGGUACCGGAUAUUAAACGCUGCGGUAAAUAUUAUCCUCCACACUUUCUAAUGAAAAAAAAAAUCUUUGUUCGUGCGCAGCUUUUAAUCACGGGCUGUGUGAGGAUUCUAUUUUCAUAUUUUCUUUUGUACUAAUUAUUAAAUGUCCUGCUGAUUUCUUAAAGCUGAUUUCUUUUAAGGCUUUGUUAUUACAUUUUUAAAGCGUUUGUGAAUAAUCUUUAAAUGAUAAAAAUGUGUUUUUUGCCUGCAAUUUGGUGUCUUAUUUGUAUUUACCAAACAGAAUUUUUUUCCUUUUUCACUCUGUAACGUAAAAAAAAAACGUGUUUCGUUUUUAUUGUAUUGACUGCCGAUUAAAGUGUACUGU
Messenger RNA from Tachysurus fulvidraco (yellow catfish), 6677 nucleotides. RefSeq names its product potassium voltage-gated channel, subfamily H (eag-related), member 4a (gene kcnh4a). The coding region runs from base 671 to 4084 and encodes 1137 amino acids. Gene Ontology annotation, molecular function: voltage-gated potassium channel activity. Lineage: Eukaryota; Metazoa; Chordata; Actinopteri; Siluriformes; Bagridae. The record is from RefSeq and is a predicted model, not a curated record. The transcript is spliced from 16 exons. Gene Ontology annotation, cellular component: membrane. Gene Ontology annotation, biological process: regulation of membrane potential; potassium ion transmembrane transport.